AUGUGGUCUGGGCUUAAUUUCUCGUCAUCGUCAGCGCUUCCGAGCGCGGUGGGUUGUGAAGACGCGAAUGCUGUCGUGACGGCCUGCUCGAGUCAGGCAGCCUACUUUGCUGGCGAUGUCUACAGGAGUACGCUUCAAGUGCAAGGCCCCGAGAGUGCCUCUGCCUCCCGCCCUAUCUCGAUUUCCGUUUCAGCCCAGCUCUGUGGAGUGCUUUCAACUUCGACGUCCCGUCGUGACCUUCUUCACUCUCCUGCGCUUAACAGGUACCGCCACGCGGCUCUUCCAUUCUAUGUUUUCGAAGGGAAAGGUGGAGGAGCGGCUGCGUGCAAGACGGGGGUUUCGGAGGACUCGAAAACUCUCGGUCCUUCCGCGAUCCCCGCUGCUUCCGCUUAUGCUGAUCGUUUGCCUGUCUGUCCCGUAAAUGGAGGCAGUGAGGUAGGGAAUCGCGAUCCGGUUUUUUCGGCUCUUUUCUCCUCGAAUUCAAAGCUCCUGUUUCUCUCCGAACACUGCGACGUCACCGACAACCUAGUGUUCGACCGGCCGGGAGUCACGUUUUCCUUUGGGUAUGAGUGUCGCCUGCCGUCCUUCCUGCCGCCCACCUUCAACGGGUCCACGACGAAGAUCAAUUACUACUUGUGCGUGACGUCGAAAAAGAGCGUUUCUCCGCACUGUCUUCCCGGAAUUCCGGGCUCCGGAUGCCAGCUCAAGCCUACUCCACUUCCCAGUCUGUCCACCUCGUUUUUCCGCCUUCCAAUUCGACUGCUUGGCUCUCCCAACCGACACAUGCCUAUUCUGCCUACUCUCGGUCCUCCAGUGCUUCCCGCGCCGCCCCACAAAUCUGCACAGUGGAGCGCCGUAAAUUCCUCCGGUUCGGGGAGUGGCUGGGAUGUCGGAUCUUCCGCAUUUCCCCCCACCACCAAAAGGCAGACGCCUUCGUCUGAGGCGUCUUCUGUCUCAUCGAGAAGCCGCUUUUUUCUGCCGAACGUUUUCCGUGUCUUCGGCGCAGGCGGCGCUUCCUCCUCUUCCCGUCCCAGUUCGGUCGACACCUCACUGGGGCUCCCCACACCCCCGGUGUCAUUUCCUACUCCGGCACCUAUCUCCUUCCAUUUUCACUCGCGAACGUGGAUGGGAGGGGACUUAGCCUCUCAGAUGAUCAAGAGCGUGGACCCAGCAGCCCUCGACGACCGCUUUCUUCCGGAGUGUCUAGGCUGGGACAUCUCGUGGCUUCUGGGGGCGGGAAGAAGAGGCCGGGAUGCUUUCUCGCGAGAAACACUGGCUAACGGUUCUCCCCUGUCUUCUCUCUCCUCACCGCCAUGCGCGCUUCGAGAGACUCUGGGGCUGUGGAACGCCAGCCGAAAUACACGCGAGUACGGAACUGCCUACAUCGACGUUCUGUGCGCCACGUCGGUUCCCCCCUUGUGGGCGGGAGACGCAUGCGGAGAUUCUUUGGAGACCUCGAAAGCUCUCUCAGAGGCUGAAUCGCCCUCGGAACGGGCUGCCGAAAACCAGGGAGUCGAGAGGGAAUUCGAACAUGGGAGCGAACUCCAGGCGAGGGAACACCGCGGGAGUAGCUGUCCCCGUGGAGACCGGUCAGAGGGGAAACAGCAGGAGAAAGAGUCUGACUCCGGUCUGGUGAGUGGAGAAGUCAUGAAGGGACAAAACCGUGAUGGCAGUGCCUUUCAAAUGGAGCGUUCCGCAGACGCUUGUGCUCAUUUCUCUUCCCCGGACAGCCUUCCUUCGCAGCCUGCCUCGAGUGGACCGCAUGCAGGUCCAUGUCCGCAAGAGGAUUUGCAAGGCACCAGAAAAGCAAAUUCACCCACAUACAAGCCUUCUCAGCCGUCGCCUUUUUCGGGUGUCGUGGCAUCGUCUCUGCCACUGCUCAGAAUCGUCGUGGACGGUGACAACGACGCACCUUUUGGGAUGCCCGGCGAGGCUGGGGUUCCACGACGAGAGCAGUUCCGCAUUUCCCGCAAUGGGCAAUUUCUUUGUCUGGUUUCUCUCCCUGGAGUUCCCUUCCUUUCCCUGACAAGGCCAGGGGGUUCUCGGCGACAGCGCGGAAAAUCCGCCAUCGCUGACCCAGGCCCCGCGGCACCCUGCGUUCCAGUUGGCGGUUCCUUCAAUGUGCGCUUGAGUUUCGAAGGAGCGACAAGCCGAACGCAUGAAGUUCACCUCUCGGUUGUUCGGGAAGAAACGCCUCUUCGCCCCGCUUCUGCUGCUACCGGCCAACAGGCGUCUGGGUUGCCCGCAGUUGAGGAAUCUCGGAUACCUCCCAGUCGUCCAGUCAUGACACGCUCUUCAGGAGGAGGCGCGUCGAGUCGAAGCGGUCCGGACGUUGCGGGUCCAAGCGCUCCAGACGGCCCAACACUUGCACAGGUCGUCUGGACGCAGCAGGCAGUCGUGGUGAGUAUGGAGGAAGCUUCUGUGGCUGCCCACGUACCGACAGCCUGCCCCCCGUCGUUUGAAACAGACACCGUCCGAGUCUCGUACGCUCUCGUUUUCCAGUUCCUGUGCGCUGGGGAAGAGGCGGCUGAGCGGGACGCGGAGCUAGGGGAGUGUGAAGCCACGCCUGCUUGGCGCGGUAAACUUUCGAGGGACGACGGUGUCGGCUUGUCGUGGGAGCUGCCUUUGAUUGUCCUGCCUCCUCCUUUCGGAGACGGAGCCUCCAGGGAAGACCCGCAAGAAGCUCUCUGGAUCGGCGGCAGUUGGGAAGCUGUAGGCGACGCUGCUGGCGUCGCGGCGCACGAGCUAGAACGGAAGGCGCGAGCAUGGCAAGCAAGUAGUGGUGAUCAGGGAGAAGUGAAGACAGAUGCUAAUUGCAACACAUGGGACAGAGGUUCUCCAGAAGAGGACCUUUCAUCCCACCAAUUGCAGCUUUUGUACAGUGCGUCAGGAAUCGCCUUGCUGUCGGGCGACGGUGCAAAGUCACUACACAGGGGUGUGGCUGUGUAA
This is a messenger RNA of Toxoplasma gondii ME49, 2949 nucleotides long. RefSeq lists its product as hypothetical. Gene Ontology annotation, cellular component: Golgi membrane; Ric1-Rgp1 guanyl-nucleotide exchange factor complex. Lineage: Eukaryota; Apicomplexa; Conoidasida; Eucoccidiorida; Sarcocystidae. The record is from RefSeq and is a predicted model, not a curated record. The transcript has a single exon. Gene Ontology annotation, biological process: retrograde transport, endosome to Golgi. The coding region runs from base 1 to 2949 and encodes 982 amino acids.